This is a messenger RNA of Hemibagrus wyckioides, 1240 nucleotides long. RefSeq names its product leucine rich repeat containing 30a (gene lrrc30a). Gene Ontology annotation, molecular function: protein binding. The record is from RefSeq and is a predicted model, not a curated record. NCBI's taxonomy places the organism in Eukaryota, Metazoa, Chordata, Actinopteri, Siluriformes, Bagridae. The coding region runs from base 219 to 1097 and encodes 292 amino acids. The transcript is spliced from 2 exons.
UCUGCCAGACACACACUUCUAUCUGGAUGUCAGUGGAAUUCUGGACCAAAGAAUGUGCUUUAAACUUCUUCAGCUCUCCUGUUCACUGCUCAGAGCUGAGAUUCUGCUAUCUCUGAAGAGAUUAAAAGCAAUGAAGAUGUUUUGUGUUGUUUAGCUGCUUAGGGAGCCGUAAGCCAUAAAACCGUUAGAGCUGAGCUGAGCUGAGGCACUGUGCUAGGAUGGGAGGAAAGAAAUCGAAGGAACCCACAAGCAAGGACAUGAAACUUGUAGGAAGAAAGAAUGCAGCCUGUGAGGAAACCCUGACAUCAUCCGACAGGAUUCGCAAGCACAUUGUGAUGCAAUUUGGUUACAAUGUGCUGAGCUUGGCUCGACAAGGUAUGAUUGCACCUCCUGAAGAGCUAUGGGAGCUCACAGAACUGCAAAAGCUUAAUUUGUCCCUGAACUGCUUAUGUUUCUUGCCUUCCUCUGUGGAACUCCUUCAGAACCUGGUGGUACUUAACCUGUGGGGUAACCAGCUCACUAGUCUGCCUCCUGAGAUCGGGCAACUCAGGAACCUAAAGGUGCUCUUUGCAUAUCACAACCACAUGACCGAUGUCCCUGAGGAGCUUGGCUCUUGUACAAAGUUGGAGGUCUUGAGCUUAGCAAACAACCAACUCACAAGUCUCCCAGAUAAUCUGUCUGCUCUCACGAACCUGCAGAAGCUCAACCUAAGCCACAACAAUAUUGUGUAUAUCCCAGCAUGUGUCUAUGCCAUGAAAAAGUUGGUCUUCUUGCAUGUGGCCUGCAAUAGGUUGGAGAACAUUGCAGAGCAUAUCCAAGCACUGGCUGAUCUAAAGAUCCUCAUUGUGGAAGAGAACUGUAUUCACUGUCUGCCAAAAAUGCUCUGCUAUCUGACCAAGUUAGAACUGCUUAAUGUGGAUUAUAAUGACAUUCAGAAUGUUCCUGCUGAAAUGCACCAACUGAACAGGCUACAGAAACUAGCUUCACAUCCCCUGGAUAAAGGACUUCAUAUCAUACAUAACCCUCUGCUCAAGCCAAUUAAAGAGGUGUUAGAUGGAGGUCUCCAAGCUCUUUAUAACUAUCUCAAGGCCAACUGAAAUGUGCCAGGACUUGAGGGCAUGUUUAAGGUUCCCAGGAGCAUGUUAAACAAAGGGCACCAGCUUGGCAGUUGUGCUAAACAAGCACUGGACUUCUUCUCCUUUUGUGCAGCACUGAGUUCAUUUGGAACUGUCUGUGAACC